AUGGACUUAAAAAAUGAAAUUUUACGAACUGAAACUGGCAAACAACUUUCCGAAUAUCAGCUGAACUUGCUUAGUAAACAUGGUAUUGAAACCUUUUGCGAGUUUUAUGAAGAGGAUGAGGACAAACUUAAAGAAUUACUGGCCAUAAAGAUAGAAACAUUGAGGCAGCUAAAGAGCGAAAUGGCGCUGCUGACAAACCCAUUUAAUGAGGAACCUAUCCCUGAUAUCAACUAUGGAACGGGACUGGAAGAAUUAGACAAACUUCUGGUUUCCGUGGAACAGCAGUUCAAGCCGGGAAGAGUAUGGGAAAUAUGCGGCCAAACGGGAGUUGGUAAAACUCAACUGAUGUACACUCUGAUCCUGAACUUUGCGUGGAAACACGAUCUUCAAGCUCUGUUCAUCGAUCUCAAGAGGGAUUUCUCUAGCAAAAGGAUUACGGAUAUGCUAGCUGCACGCAAAACGGACAGUGACACCUGUGAGAGAGUACUGAAGGCAAUCCGAGUGGCGGAGGCAUCGACCAGCAGAGAACUAAUUGAUUUGCUGAAAAAUUUUUACCAGCAACUGGCUGCUGAGAAUGGGGAUGCCCAGCGAACAAAACUAGUUGUAAUUGACUCGCUGCCAGCAUGUUUCUAUGCAUUUCGGGGAAAGAAGAUGACUAUGCUACGGAAAUCUUUGCUCACAGAGCUGGCCUGCAGCAUCAGGAAGCUAUCGGUUCACGGUAUAGCCUUUGUCGUAGGCAAUGUGUCCUUUUUUCAAAAAGAAGAAGAAACUGUUAAUGAUGACGGCGAAGAUGACGACGGCCGAAGCCAAGAGGCGCCAUCGAAGAGGCAGUUGGAACCCAUGCUUGGCGACUACUGGAGUUCUGUGUGCACGUUGAGGCUUUCCCUGGAAAUGCCAAUGGAGUCGAAUGAUGAGGAAGGCUCUGACCGUACCAACCGUACAACCAGUCAAGAUGAUGGCAUUCGGUUGGUAAAUGUAAUCACAAACACCUAUGGCCCAGUAGGUGAGACCUGCCUGCUGCAGAUCACAGAAGCGGGCGUAGUCUAG
Molecule: messenger RNA, 1047 nt
Organism: Drosophila bipectinata
Lineage: Eukaryota; Metazoa; Arthropoda; Insecta; Diptera; Drosophilidae
Gene: Rad51D
Product: Rad51 recombinase D
Biological process (GO): reciprocal meiotic recombination; DNA strand invasion; double-strand break repair via homologous recombination
Cellular component (GO): Rad51B-Rad51C-Rad51D-XRCC2 complex; replication fork; centrosome
Molecular function (GO): single-stranded DNA binding; four-way junction DNA binding; ATP-dependent activity, acting on DNA
Source: RefSeq, a predicted model, not a curated record